CCCCCCGCCGGGGAGCUCCGGGGACCAAGUUCCAGGACCGGGCGGCGGCUGCGGACGCGUCCGCCUCCAGCUGGACCCGGGGACGCGGGGGGCCGAGGCGAAAACCAAGGCGCUCCCGCCGACAGACCGUUCCCGCGCGUGGCGCCUCGGCCGCCCCGUGGCGAUGGGGCCCGCCGGCAGCGAGGAACCCGGGCACUGAGGAGCCGGCGCGAUGGCUGCCGAGGCCGAGCUCCCUCCAGGCCCAGGACACAGCCGCCGGGGGGCCCGAGCUGCGUGAGGCUGGAGCUGCUCCCCUCGUUGAUUGUAAGGAUCCGGCCUUGGUGAUGAGACAUGGGGUAUGAUGUAACCCGCUUCCAGGGGGAUGUUGACGAGGACUUGAUCUGCCCCAUCUGCAGCGGGGUCCUGGAGGAACCUGUGCAGGCCCCACACUGCGAGCACGCCUUCUGCAAUGCCUGCAUCACGCAGUGGUUCUCGCAGCAGCAGACGUGCCCCGUGGACCGCAGCGUGGUGACCGUGGCCCACCUGCGCCCGGUGCCCCGGAUCAUGCGGAACAUGCUGUCCAAGCUGCACAUCGCAUGCGACAACGCCGCCUUCGGCUGCGCGGCGGUGGUGCGCCUGGACGCCCUCAUGGCCCACCUCGGCGACUGCGAGCACAACCCCAAGCGACCCGUCACCUGCGAGCAGGGCUGCGGCUUGGAGAUGCCCAAGGACGAGCUGCCCAACCACAACUGCAUCCAGCACCUGCGCUCCGUGGUGCAGCAGCAGCAGGGCCGCAUCGCCGAGCUGGAGAAGGCCUCGGCCGAGCACAAGCACCAGCUGGCGGAACAGAAGAGGGACAUCCAGCUGCUGAAGGCUUGCAUCCGGGCCAUCCGUAGCGUCAACCCCAACCUGCAGAACCUGGAGGAGACGAUCGAGUACAAUGAAAUCCUGGAGUGGGUGAACUCCCUGCAGCCGGCCCGCGUGACCCGCUGGGGGGGGAUGAUCUCCACGCCGGACGCCGUCCUCCAGGCUGUGAUCAAGCGCUCGCUGGUGGAGAGCGGCUGCCCGGCCUCUAUCGUCAACGAGCUGAUCGAGAACGCCCACGAGCGCAGCUGGCCCCAGGGCCUGGCCACCCUGGAGACGCGCCAGCUGAACCGGCGCUACUACGAGAACUACGUGGCCAAGCGCGUGCCCGGCAAACAGGCCGUCGUGGUCAUGGCCUGCGACAACCAACACAUGGGCGAGGACAUGGUGCAGGAGCCCGGGCUCGUCAUGAUCUUCGCGCACGGCGUCGAGGAGAUCUGAGCCCCGGGGUGGGGAGGGGGAUGUGCAGAGGGGAGAGAGCCCAUUGCCCCACCUCCCCCCCCGCCCUCCUCCUCCCCAGGCCAGAGCCAGCAGACUUGAAGCGCCGAUGCCACAGUACGGGAACGGGAAUGGAGCCAGGGGCGCACAGCUGUGGACACCCUCCCAACCCCUGCUGCCAAGGGGAGGGCGGUGGUCCCGCUGGGGCGACCGAUGCCAAAUACAAAUUGCUCAAGGGCCAGAGAGAGGGAUUCAGCCAAGUGGGGACCCCCUCUUCCCCCGUGCUUGCCACAAAGGAGCCAGGCUGAGGGUGGGCCACAGUAGGGGAAGACAGGAACAGGCCUCUCCUGCCUGGCUCCAUCCCCUUACCCUUCCCCCCCCACACACACACGCACACACUCACACCCUUCCACCCCCACAUACCCACCCACCCACGUCGGGUGCGCGUGGUGUCUUUGUAAUUUUUCUGACUGUUGUCAUUUUGUCUGUUUCUUCUCCAUUUCUCCUUCCCUUAACUCCAACCCCCCAGCCCCGUCCACCGCGGUGCCCCUCAGCUCCCCCCUCCCCACCCAGGGUAGGGGUCAGUGUGCUGGGGUUUAAUUUAUUCAAUCUUUUUUUAAAAAAAAACAACAAAAAGCCACAAACUGCGCAUUUACAACCUUUUAUUCCACUGGUCCUGGCGCUGACCUGGUGUGGCUGAGCACCCCCUGCGUUCUGCCUCCUGCUGCAGAGUGGGCAGAGGCAAGUGGAGGGACUGGUUGCCCCCUCCCAGGCCACGACUGUGAGCAGCGUGCCCCCUACCCAAGAUGAAGCUGAGCCCCACGGGUCACCACAGCUAUCGUUUCCUUUAUCGUGGCCCAGUUCCCUAGCCUCAGGGCCCCGGGGAGAGAAACUUGGCGGUCCCAUUCUCCCCACCGCACCCCGGCUCCCGUGGUCUAGCCUCCUCGAUCCCACUCCAUUCCUGGGCUCCAAGAUCUGGGCAGACCCAGCCUCCCUCCCGCUCCCCUCUCCCCCAGACCUGAAUUACUGCCUGGGGAGGGUCCCCGGGGGGUGGGGGGAGGAGGCAGCGCCCCUCCUUUGUGCUCAGGAAUUAACAAAUGUUGCUGCUGCCACUGCUGCUGUCAACCUAGUUCUGGACAUGUUCAGCUUCUCUCCAGCUCCUCUCGCUCUGUCCCUCCCCUGCCGGACACUGGGCCCUGGGCAGCUGGCUGCGCUUGGGGGCGAGUGGGCGGGCGGGCUGCUAGCCACUCUGCGUGUGUGCAUGUGUGCGCGGUGUGUGUGCUGUGGGCGCUCCGUCCCUCCGUGGUGACUGCUGCACUAAUAAACCUUCUCCAGUCCCU
Molecule: messenger RNA, 2621 nt
Organism: Ornithorhynchus anatinus (platypus)
Lineage: Eukaryota; Metazoa; Chordata; Mammalia; Monotremata; Ornithorhynchidae
Gene: RNF41
Product: ring finger protein 41
Exons: 7
Coding region: 331-1284 (317 amino acids)
Biological process (GO): tumor necrosis factor-mediated signaling pathway; protein K63-linked ubiquitination; positive regulation of JNK cascade
Cellular component (GO): plasma membrane signaling receptor complex
Molecular function (GO): ubiquitin protein ligase activity
Source: RefSeq, a predicted model, not a curated record